Plasmodium cynomolgi strain B is the source of this 5844-nucleotide messenger RNA. RefSeq lists its product as hypothetical. Lineage: Eukaryota; Apicomplexa; Aconoidasida; Haemosporida; Plasmodiidae. Bases 1 to 5844 code for a protein of 1947 amino acids. The transcript has 2 exons. The record is from RefSeq and is a predicted model, not a curated record.
AUGAAGGAGGAGAAGAAAAGGGAGUUAUCUUCUCCUUCUGAGGUUAAUGAUGUGGGUAGACUACACAACAGUGUCCACUUGGAGAAUAAAGGGGGUGCACAGCAGGAGGAGGAGAAGGAGAAGGAGGAGAAGGAGGAGGCGGCACUGCCUUCCAAAACCGCCGCGAAAACCGCCGCGAAAACCGCCGCGAAAACCGCCGCGAACAGCGCAAGGAAGCUCAAAGAUAGGAAUGAUAAGAGGGUCGCUUCUGGAAAGAGAGGGACCAGCUCGGGCAAGCGCCGCAGUAAGGGAAAACUCCCCUACGAUGUGAGUGGCUAUGAGGAGGAGGAUGAAGAGGAGGACGAUGAGGAGGAGGAAGAAGAAGAGGAGGAGGAAGAAGAAGAGGAGGAGGACGACGACGAGGAUGAAGACGACGACGAUGACGAUGAUGAUGACGACUACUCUGAGGAGGAGGAAGAAGAAGACGACGAGGAUGAAGACGAGGAUGAAGACGACGAUGAAGACGACGACGAUGACGAUGAUGAUGACAACUACUCUGAGGAGGAGGAGGAUGAUGACUGCCGCGACAAGCGGGGGAACUCCUUAAGGAUGGGGCCUAAAAAAGGCCUCAAGGGAAAGGAGAAAAACGGCCAGCUGCCCGACGCGGCGCCCCUUCAUGCGAGCAAGAAAGGAGCCGUCGUGGGGGCGCAGACGAACGGGCGGGAUGAGGAGGACUACGACGAGGAAGGGGAGGACGAGGACGACGACGACGAAGAGGAAGAAGACUCCCCGAACGGGGGAUGCGAGGAGCAGAAGGAGAAUGACGAAAAGGGUGGCGAUGACCACCAUGGGGAUGACCACCAUGGGGAUGACCACCACGGCGAUGACCACCAUGCCGAUGACCACCAUGACGACGACCACCACGACCACCGCGGGGACAUGCCCAGAACGGGGAAGAGUCAGCUGGGCGCGUUGGGCGACCCCCUUCGGUUGGACAAGACUGGCGAGGAUGACGCGCACACCCCCGAGCUGUGCCCCCAGCGGAACGACCGCAUGAACCUGAUGAGCGACACCGUCAGUAGCCUCCCCCUCUACAUCAUCCUAGAUUGCUCCGCCGUGCUAGACAUGAAGGAGCUGUGGAAAGACAACUCCUUCCUGCCCUUCAGCUUCCCCGGGCUGCUUUACCUGUACAAUAACAAGCUGUUGAGGAGUAACGCGGACAGGGCCAAGGGCGGGGGCAGCGGCGGAAGUGGAAGAAGCGGAGGCAGCGGUGGAAGUGGAGGCAGCGGCGGAAGUGGAAGAAGCGGCGGAGAGGAGACACAAAACGACGCCUUCAUCUGCCUCAUGUGCAGCUACGUAGCGAACGAACUCAAACUGGUAUGUCAAAAAAGUGAAAUCAUUAGACAAAAAAUGGUAAAUCUGAAGCUUAACAUUUGGGACAAGUUAUCCGAGUUAGGUAUUAUUGAAUUUUUAAGCGUCCCAAAGGAUUUUAAAGAAAAAAAAAAUUUCUUAAAUUCGUCAUUUUUAACAGAAGCACAAAUUAAGCUAGCUAAUGAAUACUACGACAUAUCACAGGAGACCUUGCAGAUGAUUCAGUUUUCCAUUUUGUGGUCUACUUAUAUAUACAAAAUUGGAAAUAAAGAAAUUAUUAUUAAAAAUGAUGCUAAGGAAAUCAACAAGGGUGAUGUGAAGAAAAGCAGAAAAACUAUUUACACGGAGGUACUUUAUUUGACGUCCUCACCUAACAUAUACUCCUUCUUUGAGUACCUUUAUGGAGAGGACAUGAAUAUGAUCCUACCCUUGUGUGUUACUGUUAAUCAGAUUAAUAAGUAUAUUCACGAGGAACACAGCCACGUGGUCGAUUUGCUCUCGAGUGGGAGACCCGUGGAGGACAAGGGUGGUAACUUCCUCCUUGAGAAAGCAUUUUUCAAGACGUUUAUAAAGGACAAGUAUGCGAGGUAUCUUCCGGAAGGAGACGAGGUGGCAACAGCUGGGGGGGCAGCGGUCUCUGCAGGAGGAACUGCCAGCGGAGGAAUCGCCAACGAAGGAAUCACCAGCGGAGGAAUCGCCAACGAAGGAAUCGCCGGCGGAGGGGCGAGCAGAAAGAAGAAGAAAAAGGGCGCAGCUGCAGGAGGAAAGCCCGCGGACGGAGACACACCCAAAAGGAACGCAGACAAAUUAAAGGAUGGCCUCCUUUCAGGACAUGAUAAUGGUACCACCUCGAUUGCCAGCCUCUCCUCUGCUACACACAACCGGAUAAACAGAAGCGACAAGAUAUCCCCCCAGGGGAAGAGAAGCGACAACGAGUGUCUUAACAAAAACAUCGGAGUUGGUGGAGGCCACCUCAACAACAGUGCGUAUGAUUACUAUGAUAUAAAAUCGGUGAAGUCCUUCUCUAAUGAAAAUAUUAGCAAAUUAUGCCAACUGGAGGGGAGCAUUCAAGGUGGACCACUCGGGAUGGUUAAUAUGAACGGAGGAGAAAGCUUAAUCAACUACACAGUGGAGGAUCAAAAAAGUGAAGGGCACACGAAUACACGGAAAGGAAGAAUAACGGGACAGGGACAAAUGGGGAGUAACAGUAACAGACAUCCCCAUUAUGGUGGCCACCAGGCUGGAGGUGACCACCCUGGAGGAGCGAACAAAGGGGUUAAAAGCAACAUAGGCGGAAGGGCCGGUGAGGAAGAGACCUCAAAAGGGGGUGGAGGAAAAGGUAGCACAGCGGCUGGUGUGUAUGCGGAUGGCAUGUACGCGGCUGGCAUGGAAGGCAACAGUGCUGCCAACGGCUUGGGGAUGAUGAUGGUGACCCCUCCGGAUGGCUCUGAGAAGGACAAGGCAGUGAUGGGAACCCCACAAGGAGGCAACGAGAACAAAGGGAGUAGUCUAUACAGUAUGCUGGUGAAUGCCUUUAGUGGAAAGAAGAAAGGAGCACAGAAGGAUGCCGAGAGGGGAGCACAGAAGGGUGUCGAGAGGGGUGCACAGAAGGGUGCCGAGAGGGGGGGAGCCAACGGCCCGGACAAGGGAGGUAACAACAAUUUUAUGGGUGCCGCAACUAGCCAAAGCGUUAGGGACAACGUAGAUCUUCUGAACAGUCAUGCUGGUGUGGCCACCGAUUUGCAGGAAGCAUAUCAUGAAGGGAGAAGAAAAGGGAGCAGCCAGAAUGAUGCAAGCAGCGGAAAUAAUGCAAGCAGCGGAAAUAAUGCGAGCAGCGGAAAUAAUGCGAGCAGCGGAAAUAAUGCGAGCAGCGGAAAUAAUGCAAGCGGCGGAAAUAAUGCAGCCAACCGAUCCCAACUAAACAUGCAUAAUAGUAAAGUGAACAGCACAAGCACAGAUCUGAUGGAACAACUGAUGCACAGUGGUAGUGCAACAACUUCGGCAGGUCAGGGGAAGACUCCCAACGGGGGAAUGACGAAUGGGGGGGUGGCAGGUCCACAGAUGAGCAUCCCCACUAAUGAUAAAGCAUCAUACGUUAGUAGUAAUAACAAUAGCGGGUCGAGCCUACCCCUUGAUCAUUCUCUGUUUGCGUUUAACAGCUCUAUACUGAAGGGUGUAGUACCAAAUGGAAAAGGAGACCUGUCCUUCCAAAGCCAAAUGGGCACAGAUGGAAUGAGCAGCGGCAAGACUGGAGAGGCCAUGGCCAAGGGGGGAGGAGUGACGCACUCCAACAUGAGGGGAAACAGCGGAAGUGUCAUAGGAGCAGGACUAGGAGGUGUGAAUUUCCCCAUGAACACUGCAGGAAUGGGUACCUUGGCGAAUAUCACAUCCCAAGGGAACUCCAAACAAUCACAGAAAAACGGCAUGGAGACGAGAAUGGGUUCGGGUUCAGACAUACUAAACGUUAAUGAAGUAGAACUGAACAGCCUUAUGGGAAGUAUCCCAAAAAGUCUUAAUGAUAGUUUAAGUAUGUAUCUUGACAGUAGUAACCGAAACAACAGCUGCUACGAUAGCAUCGUGAGAGGAGAAAACAUGAUGCCCUUCUUUAAUCACAACCUGCUAAAGGAUGAAGCGGAACAAGAUUUUUCAAACCUCACCAUGAGGAAGGAGGAGCACAUGAGGAAGGAGGAACACACGAGGAUGGAGGAGCGCACAAGAUUGAACGAGAUAAAAAACGCUUUCGAUUUGUACAAGGUGGAUAUCCUGAAUACGUCCCUUCUUCUGGAGGAGAUGAUUCUUAACCAAAACGUAUGUAAGUACAUUCCUUCGGAGCUAUACAACAAAAUCCUGAGGUGCUAUGAGCGACUGGACUGCCUGCUGGCGGGCCUCAACCGGGUGGGCAGCCUAAGCGCGAUGGGGGGUCUAAGCCCCAUGGAUGGGAUGGGCGGGAUGAGCGGCAUGAAUGGAGUGAGCGGGAUGAGCGGGAUGAGCGGGAUGGGCGGCAUGAGCGGCAUGAAUGGAGUGAGCGGGAUGAACCAAGACAUUUUGUGCGAAGACUUUAAGAGCUACUGGGACUAUGCUUUUUCGAAAAACGACUCCAGCCCGCUGGCCCUGCCUGCGAGGGAUCUGAUGACGAGCGGCGGUGCCAAGGUGAGCCUGGGUGGGGGCGCCGGUCCCACCGGGGGAAGCGGCAUUGGUAGUGUUGGCGGUGGAAGCGGCAUUGGCAAUGCUGGCGGCGCGGCGCCGGUGCACCAGGAUUUUAUCGAUGGCGCGGGGAAUGUCAGCGGCAACAAGAACGGCAACGUUUCGAACGCGAUGUUUUACAACACGGUGAAUGGGAACCGAGGGAUCAACAGCGCACUGAAGAGCAGCAUGCCGAAUGCCAGCAGUCACAGUGCAAAUGGGGGAAUAAGCGGCGGGAGCGGCCCCAUCUUGGCUAGCCACCUGAACAGUCAAAACAAUGGCGCAGUGACGCCCAAGAAGUCCAGGAAGAAACCCCCCAUGAACGCGAGCAUGGGGAGUGGGAACAACGCAGACCUCGGGAUCAGCUCGAUAAAGAAUAACUCACUGCAGAAGAAGUACAUAGGGGGGUUGAGUGACGGCCUGGACAACAAAGCCUUCUUGAACAACUCCACAUGUGGUAAUGUAAGCGGAAGCAGGAACAGCCAAAUGGGCGGGAACGCGAACUACAGCUUGGGCCAGGGCGUGCCCCCCAACCGAAACGGCAGCGGAAACCAGGCGGGCGCGCGAAACAGCGGCACCAGCUCGAACAGUGCCAAAUCGAAGGACAUGAAGAACCACAACGCGGUCCCCAAGGAUAGAAAUUUGAAGAAUAUAGACACGGAUGAUUACAAGAACGUGAACAAGCUGCUAGCGCUUGGUGGUAACGCGCAAAAUGUGAAAAUGAAUGGGGAGAAAAGCCCCUAUGACCGUGGCGGAGGAGGAAGCGGUGGCAAUGCACACACGGAGCACCAGGAACACUUCCCCCACAAAGGGAACCCCUACAACGAUGGUAGUGGCAGUGGCGCGCGUGACUCGAACUUGCUUGCUCUGAUCCACAUGAAGAAGAACAUGAAGAACGGGGUGAACAGCAGCGCGGGGCAGAAGGCAGGGACUAACAGCGGCACGGCCAACAGUGGCACCGCCAAUAAUGGCACCGCUAACAACAGCAUUGCCAACAAUAGCACAACCAAUAGCAGCACUUCCAACGAGUUAAAUGGGCUUCGGAACAGCAGUUAUAAAAAAUUUCUCAACAAUGAAACGAUUGGCCUUUUUAACAACCCAGGCAACAAAAACGCCGUCAAUGAAAUGAACUUAAAAUAUCUGGAAGUGUUGAACAGCCAGUUUAACUUUUCCGCACGAGAGAAUAGGAAAAACGACUGUGACCCGAACGGCCGCAACAGCAGCGUGAUGAGUUUUCAAAACGACUUGGACAAGAAGUACAAGAAUCCCUUAGUGGAUUUAUGCGACAAGGGCAACGUGAAGAAGUUGUGA